Messenger RNA from Penicillium cosmopolitanum, 2919 nucleotides. RefSeq lists its product as uncharacterized. Gene Ontology annotation, molecular function: catalytic activity. Gene Ontology annotation, biological process: nucleoside metabolic process. The record is from RefSeq and is a predicted model, not a curated record. The transcript has 3 exons. Lineage: Eukaryota; Fungi; Ascomycota; Eurotiomycetes; Eurotiales; Aspergillaceae. The coding region runs from base 1 to 2919 and encodes 972 amino acids.
AUGGACCCCACUCACCAAGCCGUGCUGCCAGAUGCCGCAGCAGCACUUAUAGAGGUGAUCAAUCUGGACCAGCCGACAUCGCGGAGCCUUUAUCGGAAGUUAAAACUUGCCUUGGCACCUUUUCAUGCUGAAAUCAAGUCGCCGGGUGUUGUCCAGGCGUUGCUUCACCGGAAACCUUUCCAAGUCGCCCUACAACGGAUCGCGUCAUCUUUGAACGAGCUUCUUUCCGCUGAAUAUGUCCAAGCACAGUAUUUGCAGUUAUUGGAAAAUGAUGCAUCUCGUCACAGCAGCGGAUUCUCGCUCCUUCGAGGAGUUUGGGGUGCCGGUGAUGAAGGGCCAUCUCCCGCCGAAACAUUCCAAAAUUUGCUCCAUCGCCCGCACCCCAUCCUUCAUAUCUUUCACCACCUGAUUCAGCGCUGCGAUACAAGGAAUCUUGAUCUAAAGCAACUCAUAGGCGGAGAAACGAGCCAGCUCAAGGAGGCGAUCACCCGCGUCAAACGCUGGAAUUCCAUGGUGGAUGAAAUGUACGAUGACUCGGAUUCAGAGUCCUCCGAAACCGAAGCACCAGAGCCUCCAAGUCUCGAACUCAUCUUUAGUAAGAAGCAUAGUGUUCCCUACUCGUCGCGUGCGCUUUAUGAAAUUCUUCACCAAAACUGGCCCUGUGGAGCUGAUGUACACAACCACAAUGGACGACUGGGCCUUUGCUUCGAGGCGAAGUUCUGCUUGGACCCUCGAUGGGCAUCUGGGAACCAUAUCAAUGAUGACUUCCUUAUGCUCCUGAAUGGACCGGAUAUAAGACAGGAAUGCAGGAUAUGCACCAGUACUUCUGGAACUUUCAAGAAUACGGCACCGGCCUGCCUGAUAGACCAUGAUGACCAGUCCAGAAGUGUUUGCCUAUAUCUGACCAUGGAUGAGGACAAUAAAUUAUGGAAUGACCACCAGUCUGCCCAACCGCUGGAAGUCAUGAUGGAGGGAGAAGUAUAUGUGGAAAUGAGCCUGAGCGAACUUUUGACCACAGUCAAACCAACCUAUACCGCCAAACGAGUUAUGGGGGUGACAUUGGCACGAUGCAUUUUGCAUUUAUUCGAAGGACCUUGGCUGCAAGGUUGUAUGUCAAUCAACGACAUCUUUGUCUAUUGCAGAAUCGAAAAUAACCAGCCGCAUCCAAUAUUCGACAAAGUAUUCGUUGCGACAAGAUUUGGAAAAUCUGGAAACGAAGGGGGUACCACACCUGGAACGUACAAGAUUCACCCAUUCCCCACGAUCCUAGCUCUUGGAAUUAUUCUUAUCGAAUUGGAACUGGGUGAAGAUCUUUCCGACAUCAAAAAACACUCCAUAUUCACAUCUAAGAAGGGUCAACCAUUCUAUCUCGCACGAAACACUUCACUAUGGAUUCUGGGCUCAUUCGCGCGGUCAAAUUUUGCAUUGAUCGCGCGUCUUUUCUCGCUUUUCGAUACCCUCGACUCAAGUGCCCUUCUUUUGAACCAAGAGUUCAUUAAUGUCUAUUAUGAGAAUAUUGUCCGCCCAUUGGAACAAGAUCUGGUUAGAGGAGCUCAUUGGACUUGGGACCAAGUUGAUGAGCUGCGGCCUCCAAGUACUGAUACCGGAGUCUGCAAGAUCAUCACUUCCAAAACAUUCAGUCCUAUGCAUGAUAUGCUUAUUGAUAGAGCCAGCGUUCAUUUGGCAGACUCUCCAAGCAAUUCAGCGAAACUCAAUUUCAACAAACGCUCAAUCAGCUCGAGUGACGUCAUUGAGGAAAAGUGGUCCCAUUCAGUCACAAUUGAAGAAGCUGAAAGAAGACACUCGUAUGACUCGCUGGGUCAUUCUUCGGUAUCAUAUGUUGAAGAUCGUCGUGAAAUGAAUGGCCAACCUGGUUUGGUCUUGGAGUACCAUCCCACUAGGCCACAGAGCCGCGACGAUUUCCAGAUCGCCAUUAUAUGUGCUCUCCCGACAGAAGCAAACGCAGUACAAAGUAUCUUCGAUAGGCAUUGGGACACCGAAGGCAUAUAUCAGUACGGAAAACAGGCAAAAGAUCCUAAUUCCUACUCUACUGGUUUAAUUGGAAACCACAAUGUUGUUCUAGCGCACCAACCGCGAAUGGGCAAAGCCACGGCUGCAAAUGUUGCAGCAGCAUGCUCGAUGAGUUUUCCCAAUAUCAAUCUCGCUCUCAUUAUUGGUGUUUGUGGAGGUGUACCAUUCCCUGGGACUAAGAAGGAGAUACUUCUUGGGGAUGUUGUCAUUAGCAAAGGCAUCGUGCAGUAUGAUUUCGGAAGACGGUAUCCCGACGGCUUCCGACCGAAAGUUACCAUUGAUGACCAGCCUGGUCGACCCAAUCGGGAGAUCUCAUCUCUCAUGGCUCGACUGGAACUUAAUAUGCAGCGAGUGAGUUUACAGCAGGACCUCGCUAAAUAUCUGGAUGAAUUGGACUGUGCUACAUCGAACCCCUCUGGAGACUUCUACCCAGGCCACCUACGAGACAGAUUAUUCGACGCAGAAUAUGUGCACAAACAUCAGUUGGGCAGUUGCAACAUGUGCAAAACCAGUGUUUGCAAUCUGGCGAUGCAGUCUACAUGCCAAGAUCUCAAAUGCGGGGAGCACAGAUUGAUAGGUCGACUGCGUCAGAACGAGAGAAACAGGCCCUCCCUCCACUUUGGAUUGAUGGGAUCCGGUGAUACGGUUUUAAAAUCAGCAGUAGAGCGAGACAGAAUCGCCAAAGAGGCAAAUGUGAUAGCAUUCGAGAUGGAAGGGUCGGGUGUCUGGGAGACGAUGCCUUGCGUGAUUAUCAAGGGGGUCUGCGACUAUGCAGAUAGCCACAAGAACAAAGAAUGGCAUGACUAUGCGGCCACAACAGCAGCGGCCUCUACGAAGGCAUUCCUGCGACACUGGUCUGUAGGCAUCCAAUCAAGAAACUCAAUAUAA